UGAGCCACACAAACGAACAGGCCCCUAAAGCGUUUUUGGCCUUUACACGAAACUUAUUGGGAAGUUUGUAGUUGAUGAUACAAAUUGAAAACUACCGAACAUAUUCGGGUCGAGGUUCGGGUUGUAUAAUGCAACAACGCCAACGGGUAUAGGAAACGACUCAAGAAGUGAAGUGAAGUCAGGAUAAAAUGGAGGUUCUGUUGCUCCUUCGAGGGUAGAAUCGUAACUACAGAGUUUUUUUUUUACCCUUUGAACUGCUUUUACUUUGGCCACUCUUUUCUUUCACGCCGCCCCUUUUUUUGUUUUUCUUCCCUUUUUUACCUUUCCUUUCCGAAAUGGAGCUUCUCGCCGGCGACUGUCGGAAACGAGUCGGCGACGACUUCGACGAAGACGUUGACCCUUUUGAUGGCUCAGGUGGUGGUUGCGGGUGGAUGUACGGCAGCCGUCAAUCGGACUCUCAAGGAAACGACGACGCUUUGGCUACGCUCGCAGACUUGGCCUCCCCUCCUCAGAAACUCAAACCUAUCAGGUGUGGCGUUAAGCCUCCGUCGGAUGAUCGACAUCCCCUUGAUAUUCUCGUCGGAACCCUAGAUAGGCUGCCGGAGAUGGGGUUUGGCUGCUUCGAAGCUCCCUUGGGAUCGAAGAUUGCUGACGUUGGGCAAAGUGGUCAAUUGACUCGUGGGAUUCCAAAGGGUGAUGAUGCUGGUGCUCCUCUUCCCCUCCAUUUGCAGUUUCAAGCUCGCAAUCGCCUCUCUUUGGAUGGGGUCUCUCUCAGCUCCUCUGUUAAUAGCGAUAGUGACUCAUCCCCUGACGUCCGCAAGACCGUCGCGGGCAAAAGAAAGCGGGAAACAAGGGUCAAUCUGGAGCAAUUCUUGGAGAAGUUGGUGGGGAGUAUGAUGAAGCGGCAGGAGAAGAUGCAUAACCAGUUGAUUAAGGUGAUGGAGAAGAUGGAAGGCGAGAGGAUACGCCGCGAGGAAGCUUGGAGGCAACAGGAAAUUGAGAGGAUGCAACAGAAUGAAGAGGCUCGGAAGCAAGAGAUGGCACGCAGCUUUUCUAUCAUCACUUUCAUCAAAAGCGUUAUUGGUGACGAUAUCGAGAUCCCUAAACCCUCCGUGUUCCCGCAGCCACUCCAGCAGAUUCUUCCCGAGCAAUGUGAAGACAAGAAAUGUGGUUCCGCUCGGACACAAAGAGAGAUAAAGUUUAGGUAUUCAAGAGGCGGCAGCAGCAGCGGCAGAAGGUGGCCGCAAGAGGAAGUGCAGGCAUUGAUUAGUACAAGAAGCGAUGUGGAAGACAAGGCGGUGAUGAACAACAAGGGUUCGAUUUGGGAUGAGAUAUCAGCAAGAAUGAAGGAAAGAGGGUACGACAGAUCUGCUAAAAAGUGUAAGGAGAAGUGGGAGAACAUGAACAAGUACUACAGGAGGGUGAUGGAAGGUGGGAGGAAACAGCCUGAGCACAGCAAGACUCGCUCAUACUUUGAGAAACUUGCAGAUUUGUACAAGACCAACUUCUCGGGAGAGAGGGAAGAAUGAGGGUUCGACUGAAAGAUUUUAAAUUAGGUUUUUUUUCUUGGCACGCAAAACGGAUACGUGUAGAUGAUUUCUCGAGUUUCAUUUUUCUUUAUUUUGCUGUAGUUUUAAUUUUAACUCUACUCUACGAGACUACGACUAUGUAUUUGUAUGGUGUGUUGAGUUUAGAAGGUUCGAAUAAAAAGACAAAUACGUUGGUGA
Molecule: messenger RNA, 1727 nt
Organism: Camelina sativa (false flax)
Lineage: Eukaryota; Viridiplantae; Streptophyta; Magnoliopsida; Brassicales; Brassicaceae
Product: trihelix transcription factor GT-2
Source: RefSeq, a predicted model, not a curated record